AUGUCAACCUGGCCCGAAGUUGCAAUCCAGCACCUGCUGGACUGUGCUGCUUUGGAUGUUUUGGCAGCCUUGGCCCGGUGCAGUCGUGCCGCUGCUGAAGCAGUGUCGGCCACCAAAGAGGUUCUUCAGGAGCGGUUUGCCAGAGAAGAUUCGCCAGAAUCACAAAGGUGUUGCGACUUGUAUGUUCGGCUCCAGCGACGGCGGCUUCCAAAUGGACUGCUUCACGGGCUGGAGCGAUCCACCUGUGUUCCCUACCGUGUAGGAGGACCUGGGAGUCCAUCUUUCUAUGCGGAGCGCGUGUGGAAGGAAGGACGGCUGGUUAAGGAUGCAGUUUGGGAGACGAACAGCUGGAAGCGUUCUGGGAACUUCCUGAAUGCCUCAGAGAUUCACGAGCUCUGCUCGAGCAGAGAGUACGACCUCGAGCCGCCGAAACCGCUGCAGCUCCACCACCCACUGCUCCAGGCCAUGCAGGGCCUGGCGAUCUAUGGCAUGCCCUGUGUCGAGCGCAAGUGGCAACAGAAGGGGGAGCCUCCCCAGGCCUUAUGUGACUUGUGUGACAUUUGCCCGGGCAUCUUUGCACCGCGGAGGCAGGGCCCCGGCCGGCCUGAGCCCCGAGGUGAAAAGUCCUCCGGCGGCAAUUCGAAGGGAAAGGAUGGUAAAAAGGGCGGCAAGGGGAAGGGUAAAGACAGAGGAAAAGGAGAUCGAGACAAGGGCGGAGGAAACUCCCAGAAGCAGGGUCAGGACCAAGAAGGUGAGAAGGCUGGCGACGGAGAGGAAUCCAAGCCGGGGAAGGAGGGUGGCAAGGGCAAAGGCAAGGGAAAGGGAAAAGGAAAGAAGGGCAAGGUCGCCACCAAGAUCGCCUGGGGAGA
Molecule: messenger RNA, 869 nt
Organism: Symbiodinium necroappetens
Lineage: Eukaryota; Dinophyceae; Suessiales; Symbiodiniaceae
Source: the annotation of a GenBank genome assembly